Molecule: messenger RNA, 1595 nt
Organism: Lactuca sativa (garden lettuce)
Lineage: Eukaryota; Viridiplantae; Streptophyta; Magnoliopsida; Asterales; Asteraceae
Product: putative serine/threonine-protein kinase PBL21
Biological process (GO): protein phosphorylation
Molecular function (GO): ATP binding; protein kinase activity
Source: RefSeq, a predicted model, not a curated record
CAGGAUUCAAUGUCUGUGUUCCAAUUUCGCUGCAUAAUUCCAAACAAUCCCAACUACUUUACCCCAAUAAUUUAUUCAAGUUUUUGUUUUCUUCUGCUCUCUUUUUGUUUAAUGCUUAAACUUUGAAGUUUUGUGAUUACAAAUUUGAAGGAGAAACCCUUGUCCGUUUCCUCUGAAAUUGACCUUGGGUUUUAGCUCUUGUAUGCUCGAUUAGGGUUUUCGUUUGACACUGUGUAGUUUCACUGUUCUUUUGAUUUGGUAUAUGUAUUCCUGAAUCUCUUUUCAAGAGUCUCUGUAUCGAUUAAUCCAGAUGAGGUGCUUCUCUUGCAUAAAAUUUUGCUCCAAAGAUGUCGAAAAUUACGAUGGCGAUGUCGCAUCCAAUGAUGUUGCAGUUGAUGACAAGGGAAAAACAUGUAAAGAUGUUAAAGAGAAGGGGAAAAGUUUUAGUAGCCAGAGGUAUAAUGUGGCAAACCGUUUUACAUUUCGUGAACUUUGUGUUGCAACACAGAAUUUCAAGGAUUCUAAUUUGAUCGGAGAAGGUGGAUUCGGAUGUGUUUACAAGGGUCGAUUAGAAUCAGGGAAAAUAGUUGCUGUAAAGCAGCUAAACCUCAAUGGCCUUCAAGGACACCAAGAGUUCAUUGUGGAAGUUCUUAUGUUGAGUCUUUUGCGCCAUUCAAAUCUUGUAACUUUGAUUGGUUAUUGCACAGAUGGAGAUCAAAGACUCUUGGUUUAUGAGUACAUGCCACUGGGUAGCUUGGAAAAUCAUCUUUUUGAUCUAGAACCUAAUCAAGAACCGUUGGAUUGGCAUACGAGACUGAAGAUUGCAGUUGGAGCAGCUCGUGGGCUUGAGUAUCUCCAUUGCAAAGCAAAUCCACCUGUAAUUUAUCGGGAUUUAAAAUCAUCAAAUAUAUUAUUGGAUAAUGAUUUCAACUCAAAGCUUUCUGAUUUUGGGCUUGCUAAACUGGGCCCAGUUGGUGAUAACACUCACGUGUCAACUCGAGUUAUGGGCACAUAUGGUUAUUGUGCUCCUGAUUAUGCGAUGAGUGGAAAGUUGACUAUAAAGGCUGAUAUUUAUAGCUUUGGUGUGGUUUUGUUGGAGCUCAUUACUGGACGUAAAGCAAUUGAUAUGAACAAGAAACCUAGCGAACAGAAUUUAGUUGCUUGGUCUCGGCCUUUUUUGAAAGACCGAAAAAAGUUUAUUCAGUUGGUGGACCCGCUUCUAGAAGGUCGGUUUUCGGUUCGAUCGGUGCACCAUGUGGUUGCAGUGACUGCGAUGUGUCUACAAGAGCAGGCCAAUUUCAGGCCCUUGAUUGGUGAUAUUGUGGUUGCACUUGAGUACUUAGCCUCUCAAGCUGAACAUGAACCAGACUCGAGAACAAUUUCUUCUUCUAAGUGAAACUUUUUUGUUAAGUGGAUUCAUGUUUGAUUUUCUUGAUAGGGUUUUUAUUUGUUUAUUUAUUUUUUUGAUAGAGAAUUGAUGAAUGUGGAUAAAGUAUAUUAUGCUUUUGUUUUCUAGUUACUUGCAAACGUGUGGUAUGUGUAGAUAAAUAUAUGGUCUUAGUUGAUGUUCUAUCAUAAAAGGAUGUUUGUUUCAA